Messenger RNA from Acaulospora colombiana, 4176 nucleotides. NCBI's taxonomy places the organism in Eukaryota, Fungi, Glomeromycota, Glomeromycetes, Diversisporales, Acaulosporaceae. The record is from the annotation of a GenBank genome assembly.
AUGAUGGAAGAAAAUACUACCGAGAAUUCACCCGGUCCCACCCCAUCGUCGAUACUCGUGGGCUCUGUGUCAUCGACAAAUACCAACACAUCCUCCUCCCUGACAACAGCCGUGAUAACUGCUGCACCAUUAAAAAUAAAUCUUCGGGUACACCCGAAAGAAUUUUCUGAUCGAGAUUUUGUCAUAACUAUGGAUGGAAUAAAGCCUGGUCAAUUUUUGGAAAUCUAUAAUUUGAACGAGGAGUCGAACAACAGCAAGCAUUUCGUUUUCAGAGUUGAGAAAGAGUGCAUCAAGGAUAGGACGGAAAGAUCUAAUCUACCUACUCUACAGAUUUCAGUGGCAAAUCAUAUUGCAAAUCUAUUUAAGUUCGCAAAUAAUUCCCAUGUAAUGGUUCGAGAGAUUGAUGAACAGAUUGUUGCUUCAACCCACGAAGCAGACUAUAUUGAAUUUUGCUUCAAAGAUCAAUAUAUUGGUAGAAAGAACACAAAAGCGAUUUUUCGAUCUGAAUCCGCAAAAAUAUUUAUCCUUGUUCAAAUGUCUAGGGAAAUGUGGGAGUUUGAUGAAGAUGGAGAUCUCUAUUAUGAGAAAACAGUUGACGGAUUUUUCGUAGAUUUAUUUAAUCGCUUGAAGAAGAAUCAAACAAAUCAUGUCAUUUCGAUAGUGUUGUUUUCGAGAAUAGUUUAUGAUUAUAAUGAAGACUUGGCGGGUGAUGGAUCUUUUGUCAAUGAACCUCCGCUGAUGAGAGAUCAAGAGGGAAGAUGCUACAAGGAUUUCUAUAAGGUGAUAGUGGAUUGGGAAACGAAGAGUGAUUGGUCAAUGACAUUAAAGGAGUUGAAAAAUGAACUCAUGAAUUACCAACAAAACAUAUUGUUAAGAAAGAAGCAAAAAGGUGAUGGCAUAUAUCGUGUAUUGUCGGGAAAGAAUUCUUAUGCUUUCUCGGGUAACAUAUUGGAAGCCAUAAAUUUGGCAUUGAAUCCGUUUGAUAGGCAUUACGUUGAUCGAGAUUUAUCACACACGGGAUUAUCGAUAAUUGUAGUUACUCCUGGAUGCGGAAGGUUUGAGGUUGACAAGAAAACUUUAAGGAUCACCACGGAACGUAUGGUAGACAAUGGCAUAGGAUUAGAUCUUGUGUGUCUGUCGAAGGUCCCUCUUCAUAGGGUGCCUUUGUUUAAGUUCAAAUCUUUAGAAAUUUCUAAGGCCCGACAAAAAAUUUCUAAAGACCAACAAAAACUCGAACAAGAAAAUAAACUACAAACACCAGAUCAUUCAUUAUCAGAACUGCGAGAUCCUUUGGACUAUGAUGAAGAUCAAAAUGAAGCUAAUUAUUCAUAUUAUAAAACUCCAGAUUGGGUAGAUUGUACUUUCUACCCGGGUAAUCGGCACAAACUGCCUGGGCCCGACAAGUUUGUCACACAAUGUAAAAUGUAUGAAAUACAAAUGAUGGGCAUCAUGGAACACGAGAUAUCAUCAAUCCUUAUUCCAGAUUUAGAAGAAUCACCUUAUUCACGAGCGGAUAAUAUUUUUGAUUAUGAUGGAUAUGAUGAAAAUAUAUUUUCUAGUAGAUCAAAGCAAAAUGGCUUUAAUGGUGGACAUAGUAACAUAAAUUUAAAGCAGCAUUAUCCACAUAUGGAUUUCGAGUCCGCUAACCUUUCAAUUCGGUCACCCGACUACCCUCAAUCACAACGAAUAUAUGAUGAAAUUGCUCAGUUUCCAUCAAAGAAUCAAUUAUCAGAUAUGUCGAAAAGUUUUCCAAAAGCCUUAACCACCGUAGUCGCGCAUCACGGUCAGAAUUGGCAAUAUGAUAUAUCAAAACAAAAGUUCCAUUCAUUGCAUGACCACCAUCAAGAGGAUGGUUUUGGAUGUAACGGGCAAAUGACAGAGGAUGACGUAACGUACGUGACAAAUAGCAAAACAAAGCCGAUUGCUAUUCAUUCUCCGCAUAGAAUUCAGAGAAACUUGAACCAAGACCCACCACCAUCACAUGUAGGAAAUCACGAUUUUUAUAUGAAUGAUAAAGAAAACAGGGGCAAAUCACUUGCGAAUCCAUUGCCAGAGGAACAUACAACAUCUAGGCAGCUACAUCGAUCUACAUUUGUGAAUCCCUCCAAUCUUUCAAAGAAUAGUGAUGAAUAUGGUGUCGGUACGUAUUUAAGGUGGGAACACGCAUAUCCUAUACCGAAACAAAUAACCUUUAUGAAGUGGUCAGCAUUGUGCACACCGGCCAGUCUACCUGUGACCACCGAUUACUUUCCACCAAUUAAGGAGCAUAAUGAACACACAUACAAUAUGAGUCUAGAAAGAAACGAAGAGUACUUAUUAAAUGAAUUAAUCAAUCAACGUUUGUCUCAGGGAUAUCAAUUAAUAACACCAUCAAAUUAUCCGAAAAACCUCAAUACACAGUCAUACUAUCUUAGUAUGGGACGUCAUGUUCAUCAUUUGAAGUAUGAUCUGUCUAAUCAACAGGUAGAAGUUAAGAGGUACGUUCGCAAGAUUUAUUAUGACCAAAAGCCAAUUUCAUACACUUUUGCUAUAUUACCGAGGCUUCAAGAAUCUUAUCAAACAAAGAAAGUUGAAUUUUGUUUUCCAAAGGUCGACUAUAAAUGGAACGAUGUUGAUAAAUUAGUCUGUGGGUUUCACGAUGACAUCUUAGAAAGAAAUGAACUUUUAGAACAAUUGAAAUUCUGGAAAACGAGGUUCAUACUGAUCCCAACGGAAGGAUUUCAGCCGGGUAAAGCACCGGUAAACGAGGAAGAUAGAAUGGAUGGUAUAUUCAACUUUCUCGAGGCAUUCGAAAAGGCCGCAUGGGUUCCGCAUGAUGUGAGAACUGAUAACAAAAAUGAUAUUACAUCACUUUUGAGAUGCACUACAUUAGAUUUAUCGGAUUUUUUGAAAAACCCUGACGACCCGUAUCCUAGAAAUCCGGCAGGCAAUCCUGUGUUCACAAAGGAUUCAAAACCGGAAGACAUAGUUGCGGCAAUGCUGAGUCCUACGGCAGACCUAGUAAGGGACCAUAAUUGGCGUUUUGGAACACACCAAAAUGCCAUGCGUGGUAGUGAUUUAGUAGUUUGGUUGAUGAGAAAUUUUUCGGACAUUAAAACUCGAAAGGAUGCUGUGGAGUUUGGAAAGUCGUUGCAAGGUCGAGGAAUAAUUGAACAUUGCGAACAUAAGCAUCCGUUUGCAGACGGAUACAAUAUCUACCAGAUAUGUGUAAAGUAUGCGCCAAGGCGUCCUUCGCCGAAGGGUUUUUUCUUUAACCAUGUGUUGAGAGGCAACUCGGCAGCUCAAAGUAAAAAAUCACUGUCCUCUAAGGACAGUCGAAAUAAAGACGAGGUGGUCGAGUUAACAAAAGCAAUAUUCAUUGACAUUGAUCCCUCUAAAAAGAGUGAUCGAAAAGAAACUGCCACAUUACAUUAUGAUAUAAUCUAUAAUCCGGACAACUGUUAUCAUUUUCAGUUAAAUUGGCUCGGAUGUACAUCCAGUCUGAUAGAUGAAAUGUUAGGACAAUGGAGUAAAAUGGCCAAUAAACAUGGUUUAAAAUUGGUAGAGGCGCCUGUUGAUCAAGCGAUAAAUUUAUAUGACAACAAUCCAUUUCAAUUUCCUACGGUGAUACAAUUAUCAGUACCGCCGCCAUCGUUGGAACCAUUCAAGGAAAAAUUACGCUCCGACGUAGACCCUGAUUUAUAUUUUGAGGAACAAUUGGUGAAAAAGUUUGAGUUUGUAUUAGACGUUGAGGCAGAUUGUAAAUUUCCUGAUGAUGUGAAGGUCAAGUAUUCAUACUCAAGAACCCAUUACAAAUAUUCCCAAUAUAUACAUCGUACCGGUGUAGCGUUCAUUCAGAUAGGCAAGCCGGGUGAGGGAUUGUUCUUCGUGAACAAUCGAUUGUUUAUAACCAGGAACCCCAAGAAUCAGGCAAAUCCCGACCUGCUUAUGAAAGAUAUCCAGGAUUUCUGCCAAGAUGAGAUGAAAUUGAAGAAAUUCUGGGAAGAGGUGAUAAAAGAGAUACCUUUAUAUGACGGUGCCGAUAGCCAUGAAUAUUACGAACCAGAAGGUAAAGUUGACGAGGAUAAUAAAAAUAAUGGUAGUAAAAUUGUGAAUGGCAAGGUAAACGGCAAGAGUGGCAAUGAUAAAGUUGAAGAAGAAAAAAUCAGCGAUGAUAAAGUUGGUGAUAAUAUUUGA